GCAGUGCGAUAUCAUCUCGCAGCAAUUGCAUUGAACGCCUGAGAACGCCGCUGUGCAGAUCUGAUAAGGCAUACCGAAGCGCACGCGAGUGAAAGCAUUUUGGAAAUUUGAAAAAAAUAAGUGAUUUACUUAAACCAAACGAACACACACACGCGCAGUCGCAUAUAUCAAAUUUUGUAGAUUGCUGCACGCUCGUGGGUAUUGCCGUGCGAAUGGCUCCGAACCGAAAACUGGUUAAUGAGUAAUGAAAUGAAACGCAAGACUCGUCUCGCGGUGCACCAAUUUUCAAUUUGAUUGUGCUUGAAUUCGAAGUUAGCUUACCUACUUUUUGAAGUGGCGCGCAAAUUUAGUUGAACGCAGUAAGUCAACGGUAACGGUUGUGUUGUGUGCUAACAGUUUCAAGAAUAUUCUAACGAAUUGCAUUAAUUCGAAAUUAAGUGAAUAUAAAAUAGUGAUAUAUUCGCUUGGAGAAGGCGUUAAAAGUUUUGAAAGCAAAGCUGCAUAUAUAUUUUAAUGAAAAAACAAGCAAAUUUGAAUAUCAAUUUUCAAAUUAGCAUUAAAAGUUUCAUUAACCCUUGUCUGACGGUGAAGAUACAAGCGCUCAGCUCGAGCUAAGGCGUUGUUAACCUACUUUUUUAAUUGUUUUCGAUUGAGAUUUCGAAAUUUUAAUGACACAUCACAUGGAUUCCGGCAUAUCCAUAAAUAAGGAGCAAAUGGAUCCGUAUAUGAAGGCCACGCAUACCAAACGCUUUAUCGUGGAGGAUUCAAUAACCAAAGUGACUUCUGAUGGCGAACCACACGAGAUGAUGACCAUGAUCGCCGGACUCUCUGGACUUCUCGCUGCCAUGGUCAUAUUAGCUGUACUAGUAUCUCUAGUGAGCUGCAAGAGCGGCAAGAAAGUAAGACAUUGUAAAAAUUGUCCGCGCACCGCAAAUGGAAAAGCUGGCAACACCGCACGCGUUUGCAGUUUGGAUGAGAACAGCACACGUUCGACCACAAGCCUCGAAGAGGGCAACUCCGUGCCACCAACGCCCAUAUACAAUCCCGCCGUUUCGGUGAUUUCUUCUGGUAAUCUCUCCGGUAAUCUAAACUCGGCAUUUAUGGGCAGUGAGUUGAAUUUGACGAAUACGCUGUCGAAGCCAAAGAAGAAGACGCACUGGAGUGAUGAGGUGAAUGCGAAAGUGCAUGUGAAGGAGACCGCUGUGGAUAUCGAGCGUUUUUGAAGCUUAAGAAGGAAGAAUUUCUUCGAAGAAAUUGUUGGAGCAAAUAAAUUUCGUAAAAUAAAUAUGAAUUUAUGCGCAUGCGCGAAUUGAGCUUGUGUGGGUUGAUGUUCAGAGCGCGCUGGUGGAAAUGUGAAGACUGAUUUGGAGAGGUUUUUCUCGCAAAAGCUUACUUCGUUCGUUUUUUUUUUUGUUAUUGUUUUAGUUUUAUAGCAAUCAAUGUUUAGCAGUUUAAGCACAAAAAGUAACAAGGAAAAUAUUACUAAACAAUUAGUUUAAGCACAUGAUUACCUGAUAACUGUAAAUAUAGUUGGAGAAUUUUCACGAUAAGCACCGUUAAUAUCUCUAAAUGCAUUUUAGCUAUGAAAAUAUCAUAAAUACUUUAAAAAAAUAUUUUUUAGCAAAAACACGAUUGAA
This is a messenger RNA of Bactrocera tryoni, 1637 nucleotides long. RefSeq lists its product as uncharacterized. The coding region runs from base 669 to 1223 and encodes 184 amino acids. NCBI's taxonomy places the organism in Eukaryota, Metazoa, Arthropoda, Insecta, Diptera, Tephritidae. The record is from RefSeq and is a predicted model, not a curated record. The transcript is spliced from 4 exons.